AAGGUGCUUGCUCAUCAGACACUUUCAAAGAUGGCUCUUGCUAGUGUGUUGAACAGUGAUUGUGCGGAUUUUUCAUUUGAUAAAUGUCAGCCCUUUGGUUUUGCUGGUGGACCUGAACACAGCGGUCUGGGAUUCGAGUCUGCGCCGGGAGACGGCCUCAGUUUUUCCGUUAGAAACCCGCUUUGUGCGCCAGACGAGGACGGCGUCGAGAGGAAAAUAGAGUUUCUGCACGGAACCACCACUUUAGCGUUUAAAUUCCAGCAUGGAGUCAUUGUUGCGGUGGACUCUCGGGCCACGGCGGGCUCCUACAUUGCCUCACAGACAGUGAAGAAGGUGAUUGAGAUCAACCCCUACUUGCUGGGUACCAUGGCUGGAGGAGCCGCAGACUGCAGCUUCUGGGAGCGCCUGCUGGCCCGCCAGUGCCGCAUCUAUGAGCUGCGCAACAAGGAGCGCAUCUCAGUGGCAGCAGCCUCAAAACUGCUGGCUAACAUGGUGUACCAGUACAAGGGCAUGGGACUCAGCAUGGGAACCAUGGUAUGUGGCUGGGACAAGAGAGGCCCAGGCUUGUACUAUGUCGACUCAGAGGGGAACCGAGUGUGCGGCGACUUGUUUGCGGUAGGCUCGGGCUCCAUGUACGCCUAUGGUGUGAUGGACAGCGGCCUGCGGCACGAUCUGACCGUGGAGGAGGCCUGCGAGCUCGGCCGUCGUGCCAUCUACCAGGCCACUUACCGUGACGCCUACAGUGGAGGGCAGGUUAACCUGUACCAUGUCCACAGCGACGGCUGGACCAGGGUGUCCCAGGAAGAUGUGCUCAUUUUGCACCAGCAGUACAAGGAACAGGCAUAAUUGGUAAAAUGUAGAGAAUAAGAGGGGAGGAGGGGAGAGACGCGGGAGGGGUAGGAGUUCAUUGUAAUCUUUAAACUGUUUUGAAAUGUCAAUAGGGUCGUAUGUAGUAAAAAGGACUCAUCAGCCAAUUGGCUUCCACUUGCAUUACUUCUGUUGCUUGUUGCUAGCUUAGAGCUUCAUGUUGUACAUUUUUAACAAUGCCAGUGAGCUCCACUCACCCUGCGCAGAGUGUGAUUUGAGGGGCUGCAGAGAGCAGGCCGAUGACUCAAACAUGCUUUAAUACAGUGUGGGAGUAGUGUGUUGCUUGCCCUACAUACAUUUCAUUUGGAUCAUACCCUGCAAAACUACAUCUUCCUCAAUAAAACCUGUGAUCUUCUUUUUUCAA
This is a messenger RNA of Amphiprion ocellaris (clown anemonefish), 1231 nucleotides long. RefSeq names its product proteasome 20S subunit beta 5 (gene psmb5). The coding region runs from base 31 to 846 and encodes 271 amino acids. The record is from RefSeq and is a predicted model, not a curated record. NCBI's taxonomy places the organism in Eukaryota, Metazoa, Chordata, Actinopteri, Pomacentridae. Gene Ontology annotation, molecular function: threonine-type endopeptidase activity. Gene Ontology annotation, cellular component: proteasome core complex. The transcript is spliced from 3 exons.